This is a messenger RNA of Daldinia caldariorum, 899 nucleotides long. RefSeq lists its product as uncharacterized. Bases 343 to 741 code for a protein of 132 amino acids. Lineage: Eukaryota; Fungi; Ascomycota; Sordariomycetes; Xylariales; Hypoxylaceae. The record is from RefSeq and is a predicted model, not a curated record. The transcript has 4 exons.
CCUUCCUCUCCACCCAUCAAUACAUAGUACUUUUUGAAUAUGAGCUACGUCAUGUAUCUUGUGACAAUGGAGCAACUUUUGCUGAAGUACAGAAGUGACAGAGUGACAGUAACCCUCUGAACGAAUCGCUAUGAGGUAAAGGUCGGGGGGGAAGCACCUGGAGCUAAAGUCGUACGUUAUUAUAUAUUACUCGUAGGUACCGAAGUGAUUCGUCGUAAUAAAAUUGUCCUUCAUUCUUCCUCAAAGCAUUGUCUCGGUCUAAUAACUCUUCAAUAGUAUAUAUCACUGAGGAUACCUAAAGCAUAAGCUUACAUACCUUACCUAUACGCCAAAAAAGCCACAAUGUCGUCGAAAUCCAAAUUACCCUUCGCCUUGGGCCUAACCGCUGCCGGUGGUAUUGGUUACUACCUAUACAGCGCCGGCGGCAAUACUCACGUCGCUAAGAAGCAAGCUGAAGCCGACGCAUACAGAGUCUCUUCCCAAUUCAAAUCAGACCUGCCCGGUCGAGGCGAAGAGGCUAGGAAAGAUGCCGAGAAGUACGGCGCACAAGCCGGCUCAAAAGUUGACAAGACUAUCCACAAGACAGAAGCCGAAUUGAAAAAGGCCGCUGCUGAAGCGGAGGCCUACGCAAAGGAAGCCAAGUCCGCUGCUCUGAAGAAGGUGGAGGAGUUCGACAAGAAGGUCGAAACUGAGGCGUCCAAGGCCAAGAGUGGAAUCUCGAGCUGGUUUGGAGGCAAGUGAACGAGUCGGGGGACGGGUACCUAUUCGUUAUUCUAAAUCAUCAAAUAACAUGGGAUUAGGAGUCAGGUUUGGUGAAGGAGUAUUAUCUGAAAUGGGCUGAACGGAUUGUCCUAUAUGAUUGACGUCUAAUACGCAAAAAAAUAAAAAAAAAAUAAUUA